AUGCCAUUCAAUGCACUCUUUGUCAAAUUCCAUUCUCUCCGCCAACUGCUCAACAAUGUCGAUUUCGAGCUCGCCAAGCAGGUCGUCCAGAACCUCUCCCAGCUCGCCGCCUUCGCCCUCCGCGAGCCAACGAUCAAACCACGCCGCAUUGCGAUUCUUGUCGUCGAUGACUUCAACCCUGCGCGGGUUGACGGCACCUCCACUGCGCUCAAGGCCGGAAUGGUGACCAUGUGGAUCGUCGAGCCAUGCUGGAGGCCUGUAUGCCCCACGGGCGAUGGCAGGAGCAAGGCCUACUCCGCGGACCACCACUACGGGGAUCAGCGAAGCGCUCUGUUCAACCCCAUCGUCGUCGCGAGCAGCGCGGCAAACGCCCGCACUGGGCACUGGGCGGGGGCAGGUAGUCUUGGCCCGGACCUCCUGCUCAUCGCGCGCCCCGACAUGAUGUCAAUCUCUCACGACUACGGCGUCUUCAUCGAGGACGAGGGCAUGAUCGCCCUCCGCGGGCUCUUUCUCAUCGACUCUAUGAGGGUAUCCUCAGCAAUCACGAUCAAUAACCUCCCAAUCAACCUCUCGGUCGAGGAGACGAUCCGGCUCGUGAAGGCGUUCCAGUUCACCCAGUGGAUGCGUCUCUCUUCCCCCGCGUUCCCCGUCGCCGCUCCCGCUGACCUCUCCUUCAGCCUCGCGAGUCCCCCUUCCCCUUCCCCGUUUGCGACGCAGCCGCAGGAAGAGCAUGGUGGGAAGUGA
Messenger RNA from Epithele typhae, 744 nucleotides. RefSeq lists its product as uncharacterized. The record is from RefSeq and is a predicted model, not a curated record. The transcript has 5 exons. Gene Ontology annotation, molecular function: thioredoxin peroxidase activity. NCBI's taxonomy places the organism in Eukaryota, Fungi, Basidiomycota, Agaricomycetes, Polyporales, Epitheliaceae. Bases 1 to 744 code for a protein of 247 amino acids. Gene Ontology annotation, biological process: response to oxidative stress; cell redox homeostasis; hydrogen peroxide catabolic process. Gene Ontology annotation, cellular component: cytosol.